This is a messenger RNA of Drosophila serrata, 6444 nucleotides long. RefSeq lists its product as uncharacterized. Gene Ontology annotation, cellular component: plasma membrane. The record is from RefSeq and is a predicted model, not a curated record. Lineage: Eukaryota; Metazoa; Arthropoda; Insecta; Diptera; Drosophilidae. Gene Ontology annotation, molecular function: intracellularly calcium-gated chloride channel activity; volume-sensitive chloride channel activity.
UGUUUCGCAUCUCCUUCGUUCGGAAAUUCUCGUUUUUAACGCGCAGAAAGUGUUUGCUAAAUAAAACUGAACAUGUAAAGGCUUUAGCCGAUUCGUGCGGUGGGAUCGGUCAUAAAGAUUCGAGUUGUUCGCGAGUUCCAAAGCGGCAAUUAAAGCCGUGCCGUGUCUCUAUCUCUCUCGGGCAACAGCAUCAGGAGCAGCGGCAGCAGCAUCUGCGGCGGCGGCGGCGGCGUUUUGUGACGUCAAAAGCAGCGACGUCCUUCGCUGGCAGACUCGCACACACACACAGACACACACACACGCAGACGCACCAGGCACACCGACAGACACAAUACCCCACACUGAAACGCCCCCACCCGUAAGAAUAUAACGCAAAAGUAUCAGAGGAAGAGAGCAAGGGAGGAGAGCGAUUUAUAUUCCUUUGUGGCCGCGAGUGUGCAUGUGUGUGUGCAACUACAACUGCAGAAGCAACAACAAAAACAACAACAACAACAACAGCAGCAACAAAAAUGGAACAACCAAGUAUUCUCGUCAAAAUCCUGCACUCGAUUCCGCACGUGAAUUACACAUUCCGUCGGGUUAACGACACCUUCAAUCCGGAUAGCGAUGUUUACCUCGAGAGCCUUGGCAUCCUGGCCUCCAUUCCCGCUGGCCUCCUCAUCAUCUCAUUGCUGGGACUUCUCCUCUAUUUACUGACCCGAUGCUGUGAUCGCCGCCAAAGGAAACCCAGUGCCCAGCGAUGCCAGAGCUGUUCCCUGGUCAUCAUCACACUGAUGACCUGUGCGGCCAUUGGAUUAGGCUUAUAUGGCAACGACGACUUUCAUAAUGGCCUAUUGCAGGCCUUUGGUUCGGGAAAGAAUGUUGAGGGACUGGUGCUUACCCUUAAAAGACAGACGGAGAGCAUUAAGCACGACUUGGAGACGCGGAUGAACGGUCACAAUGUGGACCAGCAGGUGGAGAAGCCACAAUAUAACCAGACGGUGGUCAUGCUUCUCAUUGAGACAUCGCGCCUGGUCACGGAGAACACCUCACGGGCGGUGGCCUCACUGGAUAGCAUGGUUCAUUAUUUCAUGAAGGCCAAGGGCACUGAGAAUGACACCUCACUGAUGGGACUGCUGCAGCUUGGUGAAUUCUAUGAAUCGAUUCGAUGGCCCGCCACUUUGGCCUUCCUCACCAUGCUCUUGCUGCUGUGCACUGUCCUGGUGAUUGGAGUUGCCCGUAGAUCACGCUGCACUUUGAUCUUCUUUAGUGUUUCGGGUCUGUUUUGCAUCAUCAUCUGUUGGCUGCUGACUGGCAUUUAUUUGGCAUCCAGUGUGGCUGCCGGUGAUUUUUGUAUGCGUCCGCAUGACUACAUGUGCCGUCAAGUGGGCAUGCGGAGUCCGUAUGUGGAUUUCCUGAAUUGCGGCACACCGCGUAAUCGAUUUAUUUUACGGCUAAACGAGUCCCGGGAUCUGGUGGAUCGGGCCAGGGAGAGUGUCGAGCAAAUGGCCCGUUUGAGCCAGGAAACUUAUCCGCACAUUGACAUUCAGCGGACAUUGACAGCCAUGGAUAAUGAUUUGCAGCAGACGCUACGCAAUUUGACGACAUUAUCGGCUACCCUGGAUCGUCGAGCCAUCGAUAGGCAUUAUGAGGAGGCUUUACGUGGCCUUUGCGGUGGCGGUCUCCUUGGAUUGAGUCUAAUGAUGGUGGCUGGUCUGCUCACAUCCUUCCUGCUCACAAUUCUAGUGUAUGCUGACUCGCAUGCCUGGAUCUAUUUGAGCAAGAGGCCCCCACUGGAUGCCGAUAAAUCGGAGACGGCACCGCUAUUCCCCGCCUCGAAUGCACCAAGUGCCAGCAUUUCGCCCACAGCACCCAUGGGCACGGGGACAAUCAAUCGCACACUGUUGCAUCAUCAGCAGGCUGCUGGUGGUGUCGGUGUUGGAGGAGGAUCGGGCACACUGCCUGGCUCUGGCAGUGGUGGAGGCGGGGGCGGUGGAGGCCCCAAUGGACAUCAUAAUGGCGUUGGAGCUUAUCGCAAUGGAACGGCCGGACUGAGACAAGGGUUGGUGGCAUCACCUUCAUCACAAUCAAGCCACACAACCUCAUCCACCGCCACUUACAACCACCUCAACCAACAACUGCACGGCAUCGGUUACAACAGUCACCUGCCACCACCACAACAACAACAACAACAACAACACCUGUACAGCAACAACCACCACUACAACAACCACAGCAACCACUACAACAGCAACAACACACAGCAAUAUAGAACUAACUCCGCGGCAGGUGCGGCGGUGGGUGGCCAGCGAUCGCCAUCGCCGCCGCCCGGCUACGAUUUGGUGCAUGGCACAAGGUCCGGUCACCAUACCCUAGGACGCCUGCCGUCGCAUCAUCAACAAUCGGCUUCGUAUUUGCCGGGACCGAAUAAUGGAAAAUAUGCGACACUCAGCAAGCAGUGUAAGACGCUUGAGUCCAACGACUUCUACUGAGAUUCGCUUGCCUGCAGCUCCCAUGCAGGCAGUAGCAGCAACACAGCACAGCAGCAGCAGCAGCAGCAGUUGCACCUCCAGCAGCAGCAGCAGCAGCAACAGCAACAGCAGCAGCAUCAUAAUAGCAGUCUAAUCAAUCAGAACCAGAGCACCCUGAAGAACAUCUUUGCAUCGGCCACACUGCCCCGUUCCACGGGCAGUUCCAUUCGGUCGGUGCUCUCGGCCCAGACUUCCAAUGCCGGCAUAUGCCGCUCCACGGGGAAUGGCCUCGAUGGUGGCGACUUCGUGGAUGAUCGUGAUCCCCGGGAUGUGACCAACAACAGUUUCAAUCGCUUCGAUCCCAAAUACAUUAGCAUCGGCCCCAAGGCGGUGCGUGGACAGAAUAAUAAUCUAAAUAUUAUGUCCGCUGCCGGUGGCAUCUCUUCCACGGCCAACAAGUGUGCCACAUUGCGUCAUGUUGGUCGUUAUGGUGGCUCCCUGAAAGGUGUUUCCGCUGUCAGUGCCGCACAAUCACCAGCUAUGGUAGCCCCGGCUGUACAUUCACCAAACUUGAGGAGCGCCAAAACGCCAUCGAUAGCAACUGUUUCGAAGGAUUACUGUCAGCAGCCGGACUGCAUACCCCAGGAGUUCCUCAUACAACAGCAGCAGCAGCAGCAACAACAAUUGCAGCAGCAGCAACAGCAACAGUUGCAACUCCAGCAGCAGCAGCAGCAGCAACUGCAACAGCAACUCCAGCAACAGCAGCUGCAACUCCAACAGCAACAGCAACAACAGCAAAUGGUGCCACCUGCUCCGCCCCAACCAGCGCCACCGCCGCCACCAAAACCAAAGAUAGUGAAUACAUUUACAGAGAUACCCGGCACCACAGGCGUGGGCAGUUCAUAUGCCAAGGAGCAGCAGCAGCAGCAGCAAUUACUGGCCCUGCAGCAGCAACAACAGCAGCAACUGUUGGCCCUGCAGCAGCAGAGGGAGCGAGAACGUGAACGAGAACGAGAAAGAGAAAGGGAGCGAGAGCGAGAGCGAGAGCGGGAGCAGCAGCAACAGCGGGAGUUGCAUCCACCAACCACGCACAUAUUGCCACCCUCGGCUGUGUAUAGUAUCGAGAGCAGCGAUGUCCUGCCCACAGCAGCUCCGCGUGUGCAGCAACGUUCCCUAAAUCCCGCCUCCAUAGUAAACCAGCCGCUGCCCGAAAUACCCACGAAUCAGAAUUCAAAGAUCUCCGCUCAGCCGCUGUGCGCCGCCAGCCUGGGUCAAUAUCGUUCCCUGCAGCGACCCCAAACGCAAAAGUUGCAGACGGUAGCAGUGUCGCAGCAGCAGCAGCAGCAACCGCCCACGUUGCCGCCCAAGAAUAGGCAUAAAAAUAGUAAUCGAGGCGGGGAUAGCAGCAAUGCCAAUCAUAUGCAAACACUGCCGCCCAAGUCGGUGAGUUUGAGGCAGCAACAGCAGCAGCAGCAGCAGCAGGAGCGGGAAAGGGAACGCGAGCGAGAGCGACCCAGGCGAGCGGAGACCCUGGACAAUGCCCGCAGCUAUAUCGAGCAGCAGCAGCAGCAAUAUCCCAGCCAGUUGAUAACCAGCAGCAUGAAAAAGCAGCAUUCCUACGAUAGCAGCUAUCAUCAGCAACAGCAGCAGCAGCAGCAGCAGCAAGCGGCAGCACAGCAGCAGGCCUACUAUCAGCGGCAGCACAACAACAAUUUCUCCUCCAAGCAACAGCAACAAUUGCUGCUAGAGCAACAGCAGCAGCAGCAGCAACAGCAGCAGGCGCUAUUCUAUAGAUCCCUCAAAAGGGGCGGCGAACGUGGUGGUGCUGCCACAGCCACGGCUGGGAUGAGCAACCACAGUGAUCUAUAUUCUGUGACGGAAUUGUAGGAAUGCGCCUGCUGCGGCGGCGGUGUGGAUGUGGUGCGUCGGGGCGCCUCAUCCACAUCGCUGCACGCAGCGGCGGCCACACAGACGACACAAAAUCAAACCCAAUCGCAGUCCCAGGCGCCCAUACCCCUGCCACCCAAGAAGCAUCGUCAACGGGAGCGGGAAAGAGAGCAGCGAGAGAGGGAGCAACAGCAGCAGCAGCAGGCGCAGGCCACCUGCAAUGCCAAUCUGUGCGAGGAGCACGAAUACGAUGAGUACUAUCCGCAGGCCUUUGAGAUGCAAGGAGGCACAGGAUCGGCAGCAGCAGCAGCAGCAGCAGUUGCAACUGCUAGCUCCAAGCAUAGCAAGCAACAAAGCCAGCAAAGAGCAGCCACCUUCGAUGUGGCCGAUGCCCGAGACUAUGAGCUCAAGCGUUUGGGCAAUCGCAGAUCCCAACAGCAGGCGGCGCCAAGCAAACGAAAUGGUGGAAAUGGAGGAGCAGGAGGAGCAGGAUCAGCUGCUGCUACCACUCAGGAUCAUCAUCGCAGUCAUGAUCGUGAGCGAUCUCGCAGUGAUCAUCGCAUUGCAAGCUAUGCCUGCGACGAGAUCAACUCAACGGCGCUAUGCAGUGCCGGCUCCAUGAGCUCCAUGCUGCAGGCAACGAAUGGAACUGGUCACAACAGGAGCAGCAGCCAUCAGCGGGAACAUCAUACGCGUGAGCAGCAGCAGCAGCAACAGCAACAACAGCAGCAACAACAGCGGGAUCGACGCGAGAAGACCUUCAAGGUAUGAUUUUUAGAGACGUCAUAAGAAUUAUCCAAUCCGCGCCAGGAUAGCAGCAGCAGCAGUAGGAAUGGCAGCUCCAGGCGGCGGACGCGUUGAGGGGAAAUGGAAGCGAACGUGGCGGAUUCUAUAGCGGUUAAUAUAUAUAUAUCUUGAUAUAGAUAUAUAUAUAGAAGGAGUAGAAGGAUAAAGCAUAACCACAACCGAAACUGAAACCAUCGAGGAAGGAGCAUUGGAAGAAGCCCCCUGCCUGUUUUUUAUAUGUUUAGCUUAAGUCGCGUGUACUCUAUCUAUCUAUCUCCAUCUCUCUCUCUGUGUAACACUGUCCCCCUCUUCACCCUGUCUCUGUCGCACGCACACAAAACAAGGAAAACGAACACACAUGCGUAUAUAUUAAUUAUAUACAUAAAUAUUGUAAAAAAAAGAAAACACACACAAAUCGACCUCUCCCUGAUUGAUUCAAAUUGCAAAACUGCUGCUAGAAUGCUACAAAAAACAAAGAAGAAGAGAAAACUGUUAAUACCAGAGAGGCGGUGAUCAAAAUAACGGUAUGCGAGCUGUUAAUUAACAGAGCUUUAGAAUUCCCAACUGCUAAGAUGCGUUCCUUUUUUAAAUAAGUCAAUUUCUUUAAUUUCAUUCAAGAAAAAUGUAGAAAAAAUUCAAACUUGCAAUAAUUACACUAUAAAAAUUAUACACAUUCUUUUAAAUCUUUUUAAAAUAUUUAUCUUUAUUUUAAUUACUGCCUCUUGUGGUGUUUACAGCGUAUAUAAACAUAUACACACAUCAUACAUCAAAAAAACCUACAUCAGUUCUCUGCUCUGUGUUGUUGCCUAUUGUUAUAUAUAUAUAGUAUUUAGUAUACAUAAUGCCCUACGUUUAAAAACCAUAACGAAUACUUUUUUUGUGACCACUAUAUAUAUAUAUAUUUAUAUGUGUAUAUUUUUAAAUCCUAAGUUAAGUGAGAUUUAGUUUGUAAGCGCCAAGCCUAUUUAUUUACGACAGAUUGUAAGGAAAAACCCUUCUCCCUUAGCCUUUGAGCCCCACCAAAUCCCAGAAAAUAUCAUCCAAAUAUCGGUUGAAAAGCGGAAAAGUUAAAAACCGAGGAAAAUUUAAGAAAAUGUUCAUCAAAUUUCCAUAAUAUCUUUAAGAAAGGUCAUAUCUUGAUGUUCGUAAAUUAUUUCUAAUUUAAAAGAUAAAUAUUUUCUUUUCAAACAAGAAAAUAUGAAACCUUUUUGAAAAAGGAAGACAUUUUCUUGAAAUAUCAUUUUCCUGGCUGUACGAUCAUGGGAAAAGCCCUUGUAUUUUAUUGUUUUUAAUUAGUAUAAAUAUUUUUUUGUAUAGAGUU